Molecule: messenger RNA, 3686 nt
Organism: Cervus elaphus (red deer)
Lineage: Eukaryota; Metazoa; Chordata; Mammalia; Artiodactyla; Cervidae
Gene: PDE6A
Product: phosphodiesterase 6A
Exons: 22
Coding region: 91-2670 (859 amino acids)
Biological process (GO): signal transduction
Molecular function (GO): protein binding; 3',5'-cyclic-nucleotide phosphodiesterase activity
Source: RefSeq, a predicted model, not a curated record
GCCACACCAGCGAGGUUCACAGACAAGACUCAGAGAAGUCUAGGCCAGGCUCACCCUCAUCCACAGAAAUAGACAGUGCAAUUCCCAGUCAUGGGCGAGGUGACGGCAGAGGAGGUAGAGAAGUUUCUGGACUCAAAUGUUGGCUUUGCCAAACAGUACUACAACCUGCGCUACCGGGCCAAGGUCAUCUCGGACCUGCUGGGACCCAGGGAGGCAGCCGUGGACUUCAGCAACUACCACCCGCUGAGCUGCGUGGAAGAGAGUGAAAUUAUCUUCGACCUCCUGCGGGACUUUCAGGACAACCUGCAGGCCGAAAAGUGUGUCUUCAAUGUCAUGAAGAAGCUGUGCUUCCUGCUGCAGGCUGACCGCAUGAGCCUGUUCAUGUACAGGGCCCGGAAUGGUAUCGCAGAGCUGGCCACCCGGCUCUUCAAUGUCCACAAGGAUGCUGUGCUUGAGGAGUGCCUGGUGGUGCCUGACUCAGAGAUCGUGUUCCCCCUGGACAUGGGAGUGGUGGGCCAUGUCGCGCUCUCUAAAAAGAUCGUCAAUGUCCCCAACACAGAGGAGGAUGAGCAUUUCUGUGACUUCGUGGACACCCUCACAGAGUACCAGACUAAGAACAUCUUGGCUUCUCCCAUAAUGAAUGGGAAGGACGUGGUGGCCAUAAUCAUGGCUGUGAAUAAAGUGGAUGGGCCCCACUUCACCGAGAAUGAUGAAGAGAUUCUUCUCAAGUACCUCAAUUUUGCAAAUCUAAUCAUGAAGGUGUUCCACCUGAGUUACCUGCACAACUGUGAGACUCGACGUGGCCAGAUACUGUUGUGGUCUGGUAGCAAAGUCUUUGAAGAGCUUACAGACAUUGAGAGGCAGUUCCACAAAGCCCUGUAUACAGUCCGCGCCUUCCUCAACUGUGACAGAUACUCCGUGGGGCUCCUAGACAUGACCAAGCAGAAGGAAUUUUUUGAUGUGUGGCCAGUCCUGAUGGGUGAGGCUCCACCCUACGCUGGUCCCAGGACUCCGGAUGGAAGGGAAAUCAGCUUUUACAAGGUCAUUGACUACAUCCUGCAUGGCAAAGAAGACAUUAAAGUCAUCCCGAAUCCACCUCCAGACCACUGGGCUUUGGUGAGCGGUCUCCCCACAUAUGUUGCCCAAAAUGGCCUGAUUUGCAACAUCAUGAAUGCGCCUGCGGAGGACUUUUUUGCAUUCCAGAAAGAGCCUCUGGAUGAGUCUGGAUGGAUGAUUAAAAACGUCCUUUCUAUGCCAAUUGUGAACAAGAAGGAAGAAAUUGUUGGGGUGGCCACGUUUUACAAUCGCAAAGAUGGGAAACCCUUUGAUGAAAUGGAUGAGACUCUCAUGGAGUCUUUGGCUCAGUUCUUGGGCUGGUCUGUCUUAAAUCCUGACACUUAUGAGUUGAUGAACAAACUUGAAAACAGGAAGGAUAUUUUCCAAGACAUGGUGAAAUACCAUGUGAAGUGUGACAAUGAAGAAAUCCAGACAAUCUUGAAAACCAGAGAGGUAUAUGGGAAGGAGCCAUGGGAAUGCGAGGAAGAAGAACUGGCUGAGAUCCUGCAAGGAGAGCUGCCAGAUGCAGACAAAUAUGAAAUUAAUAAAUUCCACUUCAGCGAUCUGCCCCUGACGGAACUUGAGCUGGUGAAAUGUGGAAUACAGAUGUACUAUGAGCUCAAAGUGGUGGAUAAAUUUCACAUUCCUCAGGAGGCCCUGGUGCGCUUCAUGUAUUCCCUGAGUAAGGGCUACCGCAGGAUCACCUACCACAACUGGCGGCACGGCUUCAACGUGGGGCAGACCAUGUUCUCCUUGCUGGUGACCGGAAAGCUGAAGCGAUACUUCACAGACCUGGAGGCCUUGGCCAUGGUCACCGCCGCCUUCUGCCAUGACAUUGACCACAGAGGCACUAACAAUCUCUACCAGAUGAAAUCCCAGAACCCAUUGGCCAAGCUUCAUGGGUCCUCCAUCUUGGAAAGACACCACUUGGAGUUUGGUAAAACACUGUUGAGAGAUGAGAGCCUAAAUAUCUUUCAGAACCUCAAUCGCAGGCAGCACGAGCAUGCAAUCCACAUGAUGGACAUCGCGAUCAUUGCUACAGACCUUGCCUUGUAUUUCAAGAAAAGGACAAUGUUCCAAAAGAUCGUGGAUCAGUCUAAGACAUACGAGACUCAACAGGAGUGGACACAGUACAUGAUGCUGGAUCAGACACGGAAGGAAAUUGUUAUGGCCAUGAUGAUGACCGCCUGUGAUCUCUCAGCCAUCACCAAGCCUUGGGAGGUGCAGAGCAAGGUGGCUCUGCUGGUUGCUGCUGAAUUCUGGGAACAAGGUGACCUGGAGCGCACGGUGCUGCAACAGAAUCCCAUUCCCAUGAUGGACAGAAACAAGGCGGAUGAACUGCCUAAGCUUCAGGUCGGCUUUAUCGACUUUGUUUGCACCUUUGUCUACAAGGAAUUCUCCCGUUUCCACGAGGAGAUCACUCCCAUGCUGGAUGGGAUUACCAACAACCGCAAGGAGUGGAAAGCGCUUGCUGAUGAGUAUGAGACCAAGAUGAAGGGGCUGGAGGAGGAGAAGCAGAAACAGCAGGCAGCCAACCAAGCAGCCGCAGGAAGUCAACCCGGCGGAAAGCAACCUGGGGGCGGGCCUGCAUCCAAGUCUUGCUGCGUCCAAUAGCAGAGCGAGGAUCCAGGGCCCAGGCCGGCCCCACCCUUCACGGACAAGAGGACCCGGGCCGGUGGGAAACCACACACCACCUUCUGCUCGAGAAGUCAGAGUUGUGGGGUUUGAAAACUGAAAGAGAAUUUAGUUUACAUCUUUCCUAGUGGCUUUCAAGCCUCUUUUUCAGCUGUGAGAACUUUUUAUUGAGUGACAACUGACAUUUUAGCUUUCACAGACUCAUUAGUGCCAGACUCACCUGCUUACCUAGAAUCUUUUGUGCUCUUAUACUUUCAUUUUAUAGUACACAAAUAUGCAAUCAUUCACAAAAGUAGAGAAUUACACAAUGAAUUGCCACCUACCCAUCACGCAGAUUCUAACAUCAGGAUUUUUGCCGCAUUUGCUUCAUCUGUCCUUUUAGAGUUUUCAUUUUUUUCUUAGCUGAAAUAUUUAGAAGCAAAUUCCAGGCAUAUCAUUGACUCCUCCAUUACGCAUCUUUAAAGAUGAAUGGGUGUUUUCAAACAUAAUCACAUCAUGAUUACAUGCCACACAUGAACCCCUAGUAUCCAGUUGUGGCGGAUGCUGCGAUGAGCUGCCCAGACCCUGUCCUGAAGACCAUGGUCUCAGCAGUGACGAGCCCUGUCAACAGACAGCCCUCGGUCUCAGUCCCUUUGGGAUUACCUCAUCCGCGGGGAGACAGUGUGCCUGAGGGUGGUGGCCUGCAGCCAACGACAGAUCCAUGCCAGGUGUUAAGGCCUGUCCAUCUUGGCUCAACCCAGGACAACUUCGCAGCAAUAACACACACAUCCAAGAUGAAAGGUCCUGGAAGAUGCCACUCUUCACUGCUCUCACUGGGAGUUAGUAAGCAAAGGAAAAUGUUUCAAGUUCACCCAAGUAUGGUACACAAUUCAAGUCUCUUUUCCAUAUUCUCUGUCCAGAGAUUGUUUCACAGUUGUCAACUGGCAAGUGUCUUUGCUUGAAACCAUAAUGUCAAAAUAUCUCUUUUAGCACAUAUAUGUAGUGUGUUUGUGUGG